Messenger RNA from Orbicella faveolata, 3186 nucleotides. RefSeq names its product tolloid-like protein 2. NCBI's taxonomy places the organism in Eukaryota, Metazoa, Cnidaria, Anthozoa, Scleractinia, Merulinidae. The record is from RefSeq and is a predicted model, not a curated record.
ACCCGAAAAAACUCAUUUUGCUAAUAUCGAGCAAUUGUCUUUUUUCUCACGACAUAUGCGAUGACUAUUUAUGUCUAGCAGGCGAUCGGAUCCUUAACUUGCGCGGAUCAAAUUACCGAAAGCCACUUCAACUUUGUCCCUGUUUCCUUCGAACGAAAGCUUUAAAAAUAUUUUUCUUUAAGUUUCCUUCUUUUGAGCAGUAAGUCUCCAUUAAACUGCUUGCGUUGUGGAUGGCGCCGCUGUCACGCGAAUCUACGCCCGUCGUUCAUUCCGUCAUGUCGAAUAUAUUUUUUAUUUAUUUCUCCUCCGUCAAGAGGUACACCCUCUGUACCACAUGCGACGCUAUAGAACGAAGUGGAAGCAUUAUGAUAACAUUAUUAUCGGCCGUUCUAACAAAGGAAAGCACUGAAACAUUUUAAAAAUCACAAAGUAAACAGACGAUCCAGCAAACCAGAGAAAGAAAACAAUUGACCACGUGUUCAUUUCUUCUCAUGCUUGCCACAUGUUCUUUGUUAAAUUUAUUAUUCCGGCUGACCGGAAGCCAAUAGCGUGGAUAUAAACAAAGUGAAAAAUAUCUACGGAGCAAAAUUUGAACCAAAGGUAAUUUAAAAUCCACUUUAACAACCGUCGAAACUGGCAAGGGACCAUUUUCAGUAUUUAGGGUUUUAUUUUUCAGUUCUCAGUUUUGCUUGCCUGGUUUCCUGCGGCAACGAAAAGUUCAAAAACAGAAUUCACGGUCGAGCGAGAAUUAAAUGCGAUGAACGUGACAAAGUAAAGUCGUGUCGUGGCACAUUGCUUCGUCAUUUUAUUUAUUCAGUGUCCCAUUGAUGGACUCGUUUUAUAAUUAAAAUUCGAGUUACAAGCGUGACUCUCUGAAACAUGUUCAUUCGCGCGUUAAUUGUAUUGAGGUUCGAAACCAGUCAAAACAAUUGUUUCGAAUGAAGUCUUUCUCGGCAGAGACAACCUUAUUUAUUUUGUCCUAGAAAGAACAGCAAAGGAAAAUUACCGCUUUGAUCUAUACUGUUUCUGCCCUGAACACAAUUGCAAUGAAUUUUGCAACGAACGCGGUCGUUCAGUCACGUGCUUAGGGUAAAUUUCUUAGCGGUGAGGGGCAUGGGGUGACCGGCACAAGGGGCACUAGAGCGGGGUUGUGUUGACGGACGUGGUAUGGCACUUGCUGUGCUGUCUGUCUUCUCAGAAUUUUUUCCCUUUUAUGGCCAAACGUAGUUAAGAUCUUGCAAAAAAAUGCCCAAUCUUUCCGCAUCCUUUCCCCCUCUCCGCUAUUACGUUUAACAGUCCGAGCUGUGAUACAUCUUAAUUAUAUGGUAAGAGAAAGUCAUCAUGUAACCUGAGUAAAUUUACCAUGUUUGUUUUAAUGAAGUAAAUUGAAGUACGAGUCAGGUAAAGAGUAACGAGUCAACUCGGAGUCAAAGUCUGUUUAAGCGUCUAUUUUUAAUUUUGCUCCGCAUUGACCGAAGUUUUCAACGAGUUUUUUUAAUCGGAUAUACCAUUGGCAUGUCUUUCGGUAUCUCGAAGGUUCGGCCGAGUAGUGUUGUCUCUGACACUUAAAAAGCUAAAGCUCUUUCUCACUAGCAAUUUACAGUUCAAUUAAUUACGUAAACGGACUCAGCAGAAGAAGCUGUGUAUAAUAUUUUUUAUUAUUAUUUGUACUUGUAGUAGGAAUAUCUGCUGUCCAAUUUGGAAAUGAUUGAAUGAAAAAAUUCUGAAGACUGAAAAAUUUGGACGAGGCCACAGGUCAAGUGCAAUUUGGCAGCCAGAGAAAUGUUUUGAAUUUAAUCAUUUCCUAAUUUGAGUAGGAUAUAGUUGUAUUAUAUUGCGCGCGGAACAGUCCAAAUUUGGACAGUUUUGCAAAAAUAACAGAUAUGAAUACUUGUGUGCACGCGGAUGAAAUGUAAAGCUGGUAAUAUGAUUAGUGAUAGUGACUGAACUAUGAAAUGGAGUCGAAUUCUCGGAGCAAUAUUGGCAGGUGUGUUAUUACAAGUUUUCUAUCUAGUGGAAUGCUCGUUAACGAAAUGGUGUGACAUAAUCAAUUUUACGAACAGUUCCGGAGACUUAAGUAGUCCCAAGCCAAACAAUACCCUUCUUUAUCCGGACGACACUCAAUGCAUAUGGAGAAUAACAAUAUCAGACGCAAAUCAACAUAUCAAACUUUCAUUCAAAACAUUUCACCUGGAGGACUGCAACAAAUGCACAUGUGACUUUGUGGAAAUUUUCGAUGUCGUUGGACCCAAACAGAACUCCUUGGGGAGAUUCUGCGGCAGCUCGUUACCAGGUCCUUUCUAUUCCAGUAAACAGUCGUUGCUGGUCGUUUUUCAGUCCGAUCACGGCAAUGGGUUUCCGGGAUUCACAGCAUCGUAUUCCACAGUAUUGCCUGGGGCAGUUUGCAGGAACGCUACGCGUCUCAUCACAGCAGUAGGCACUAUACACAGCCCUGAAUUUCUGAAUCGAGAUUAUUAUCCCACCAACGUUGAUUGUAUUUGGCAAAUCACAACUCCGUAUAACACUCGCAUGCGAUUUAAAAUCAUGCAUAUGUCCAUACAAAGUUGCGGUAAAUCAGGAACGCCUGAGUUUUGCUCGUGUGAUUACCUUGAAAUCAGGGAUGGCAGGUCUUCUAGUGACAGGCUAUUGGCAACCCUUUGUGGAACUAGGACUGAAUUACCCGAGACGAUUUAUUCAAGCGGCAGGAAUCUAUGGGUGAGAUUCAAAUCCGAUGGAGAAGUCGUCAGCUCUGGUUUUGUGGCAUCGUUCUCCUCGAAAAAAAUCAAGAAAGGAUCCUGUCCGGCAGAUUGGAAAUACCCAUUUAAAUGUCCGCAAGAAAUUAAUACAAACAAAACUGCUGCCUGUUGCUAUGAUAAUGGUCCAAACUGCUGUGAGCCGGGAGGACGGCGUUGCUCCGACGACGGGUCAAGCCAAAGGGACUACUGUCCACGCCCAACAGAUAGCAAAAAAUUAAAAUAUUGCUGUACGAAGCAAGGGCAGCCUUCGUGCUGUGAAUCUUCUGGUGUUUGCACCAAGGCUAGAUUCAUUCUAUUAUGUGGAGUCAUUGUGCAUGUUUUAUGUGUUUUUUACAAGUGGUACCACGGAAUGUCAAUUAUUUAAAUAAUACUAGGUAGGAAUUUGGAAUUUUUUUUCCAGAUCAGUUGCCAGGGGCCCAUUUCUCGAAAG